Molecule: messenger RNA, 2557 nt
Organism: Cyprinodon variegatus (sheepshead minnow)
Lineage: Eukaryota; Metazoa; Chordata; Actinopteri; Cyprinodontiformes; Cyprinodontidae
Gene: hgsnat
Product: heparan-alpha-glucosaminide N-acetyltransferase-like
Exons: 18
Coding region: 24-1850 (608 amino acids)
Source: RefSeq, a predicted model, not a curated record
AAGAGCAGGAAGUAGAAUCUGUUAUGGCAAAAAAGAAAGCAAAGGAAAAUCCAAAACACACAUUUUCAGCUGAGGGAGUGAAGCCGGAAAAGCAACCAGAAAUGAAACCAUCUGAUCGAACUAGUCUGUUUUUGCCGGCCGCCAUCGCUGUUGUGGUUGCAGUUUGCGCGGUGCCACUAACGGCGGAAAUAUCUGACAAGGUCCAUCAUCCUAAACACAUUGCCCUGAAGAUGGAUGAGGCGCUGCUGACAGUCAUCAAUGACCUGGAGACAGAUGUGCUGUUGUCAUGGAGAUCAGAGCGAUGCUACCAGAUUUCAACAGGAUGUCUCCAGUUCCACUUUGGGGAGCAUGGAAACUACUCUCUGUGGCUGAAGAAUCUCAACAACGUCUCUCACACUAACUGCUCCAUAAUGGUGAAUUCCAACCCUGUAAACAGUUAUAUCCCGAUCUUGGUUACUUUUUUCAUCUUUGUUGGAUUGGCCUUGAUGUUUGCAGUUGGAACUAGACUUUUAAGAAUCGGGGCGGUGAGAGGACUUGUCCUCAGGAUCAGUGGGUCAAUGGAGGCUGAAAGGCUAAUUAAUUCUGAACUGGGGUCCCCUCGGAUGGAUGCUCUAGUUACUGACAACAUCCUCCCUUCCCCGGCCAGCAGCAGCAGGAGGCUUCGCUCCCUGGACACGUUCAGAGGUAUAUCCUUGGUUAUUAUGGUGUUUGUGAACUAUGGAGGAGGGCGAUACUGGUUCUUCAAACAUUCAAGCUGGAAUGGUCUAACAGUUGCAGAUCUUGUUUUCCCUUGGUUUGUGUUCAUCAUGGGCACAUCUAUUGCACUCUCCAUCAACUCCAUGCUGCGGGGGGGCAAGAGUCGCUCCUCCCUACUCAGGAAAGUCUUAUGGAGGAGCAUUCAGCUGUUUCUCAUUGGCCUCUUCAUCGUUAACCCAAACUACUGCCUUGGACCAUUAUCGUUUAACAACUUAAGGAUCCCUGGUGUGCUGCAGCGCCUCGCCUGGUCAUACUUGGUGGUUGCUAGUUUGGACUUACUGGUGGCGAGAGGUCAUCUGGACAUCCUCACAACAGAUGCUUGGUGGUCUCCUGGCCUUGAUGUAUUACUGUACUGGCCAGCCUGGCUUUGUGUUGUUGUUCUGGAAAUCAUUUGGCUCUGCCUCACUUUUCUUCUUCCUGUACCAGACUGCCCAACAGGAUACCUGGGUCCAGGUGGGAUUGGUGACAUGGGUCUUCAUGUGAAUUGUACUGGUGGAGCUGCUGGUUACAUUGACCGUUGGCUUCUGGGAGAAAACCACAUUUAUCAGUCUCCCUCAUCAAAGGUGAUUUAUGCAACUCAUAUGCCAUAUGAUCCAGAAGGUGUUUUGGGAAGCAUCAACUCUGUCCUUAUGGCUUUUCUUGGAUUACAGGCUGGAAAGAUACUGUUACACUACAGAGAUGUUCCUACAAGGGUGAUUUCAAGAUUUCUAAUAUGGGGUCUUUUUCUGGGAAUCAUAUCAGCAGUGCUGACUGAGUGCUCCACAGACAAAGGCUUCAUCCCCGUUAACAAGAACUUAUGGUCACUGUCAUAUGUGACAACAUUGGCUUGUUUUGCCUUUGUGUUGCUCUUGCUGGUCUACUACACAAUUGAUGUUAAGAAAUGGUGGUCUGGGGCACCUUUCUACUACCCAGGUAUGAACUCCAUCCUGGUGUACGUGGGCCACGAAGUCUUCGAGGGCUACUUCCCCUUCCGCUGGCGCAUGGUUAACAGCCAGUCCCACACUGAGCACCUCAUCCAGAACGUUUUUGCCACAUCUUUGUGGGUUUUUAUCUCUUACAUCCUUUACAGAAAGAGGAUUUUUUGGAAAAUCUAGAGGGCAAAUAGCUAAAUCGCUAAUGGUGCAUAAUAUAUGCAAACACUGUUUACAUCUUUUUUGUUGAAAAUAAAAUUUAUAAUCAUUUGAAAUGGGAGAGCAGGUAUUAAUUGAGGUUAUUAAUGUUAUGAUUGUUUCAAACAGCACCUCACCAUUUUUGUCUUUAUCUUGCAUCUUUUGUCAAUGAACAUGAGACUGCAGGGACAUGAAAUAUAACAUUUUUGGUUAGUGAUGAAGUACCAAGUAGUUUUGUUUCUCUUUAAAUGGGGUUUUCAGUCUUACAAUUACAUUUUUUAAAUCAUCAUUAUUAGGGUUAAUUGAGUAGGGUUGGACUAUAUAAUACUUUUUUGUUUUGUUAGCUCAGCAUUGCUUACCCAUUUUUUUGCUUAAGGAAAAAAAAUCAUUGUGUACAUGGAUUUAUGUAGAAAUUUGAUUCCUCCUCAAAUGUUUGCAAAGUGCAUUUGUUGAUUUGUGCCAACAUAUUUUUUAAAGCGCUUUACUGUUUAUUUGUACAAACAGUAGAUGAUCGCUAUGUUUUAGAGCACAUUUAUGAGGAGUUAUAUGUAAAACCCAUUGAUUAUUCAAAUGCUGUCACAUUUGGUAUGACUUCUAAUCUUGUACUGUCUGAAGUGAUUUUGCUGUCCAAUUUUUAUACAUGGUAUUUUUAUAUUUUGUUCAUUAUUCAAAGAUUAUUUAAUAAAGCUAAU